This is a messenger RNA of Dipodomys spectabilis (banner-tailed kangaroo rat), 2767 nucleotides long. RefSeq names its product autophagy related 4B cysteine peptidase (gene Atg4b). NCBI's taxonomy places the organism in Eukaryota, Metazoa, Chordata, Mammalia, Rodentia, Heteromyidae. The coding region runs from base 95 to 1276 and encodes 393 amino acids. Gene Ontology annotation, molecular function: protein-phosphatidylethanolamide deconjugating activity. The record is from RefSeq and is a predicted model, not a curated record. The transcript is spliced from 13 exons.
CCUCGCGCGCUUGGCCCCCGCGGCUUUCCGUCGCCGCGUCGCCCGGCGGCCUGUCGGGGCGACGCCGGGGUCAGUCCGCGGCCGGCCGGCGAAGAUGGACGCAGCCACUCUGACCUAUGAUACUCUCCGGUUUGCCGAGUUUGAGGAUUUCCCUGAGACCUCGGAGCCCGUUUGGAUCCUGGGUAGAAAAUACAGCAUUUUCACAGAGAAGGACGAGAUCCUGUCUGACGUGGCGUCCAGACUGUGGUUUACGUAUAGGAGAAACUUCCCAGCCAUUGGGGGAACCGGCCCCACCUCAGACACGGGCUGGGGCUGCAUGCUGCGGUGCGGACAGAUGAUCUUUGCCCAGGCUCUUGUGUGCCGACACUUAGGCCGAGAUUGGAGGUGGGCGCAGCGCAGGAGGCAGCCUGACAGCUACUUCAGCGUCCUCAGCGCCUUCCUGGACAGGAAGGACAGCUACUACUCCAUCCACCAGAUAGCUCAAAUGGGAGUUGGUGAAGGGAAGUCUAUAGGCCAGUGGUAUGGGCCGAACACCGUCGCCCAGGUCCUCAAGAAGCUUGCCGUAUUCGACACGUGGAGCUCCUUGGCGGUUCACAUAGCAAUGGACAACACUGUAGUGAUGGAGGAGAUCAGAAGAUUGUGCAGGGCUGGUCUUCCCUGUGCUGGGGCUGCUGCGCCCCCUGCGGAUUCUGAGCGGCACUGCAACGGCUUUCCUGCGGGGGCCGAGGCCGCCCCCCGGCCGUCGCCCUGGAGGCCGCUCGUGCUUCUGAUCCCCCUGCGCCUGGGGCUCACAGACAUCAACGAGGCCUACGUGGAGACGCUGAAGCACUGUUUCAUGAUGCCCCAGUCCCUGGGUGUCAUCGGAGGGAAGCCCAACAGUGCCCACUACUUCAUUGGCUACAUGGGUGAGGAGCUGAUCUACCUGGACCCCCACACGACGCAGCCUGCGGUGGAGCUGAGCGACGGCUGCUUCAUCCCAGACGAGAGCUUCCACUGCCAGCUCCCUCCCUGCAGGAUGGGCAUCGGGGAGCUCGACCCUUCCAUUGCCGUGGGGUUUUUCUGCAAGACCGAGGAGGACUUCAGCGACUGGUGCCAGCAAGUCAAGAAGCUGUCACUGCUCGGAGGUGCCCUGCCCAUGUUUGAGCUGGUGGAGCAGCAGCCUUCCCACCUGGCCUGUCCAGACGUCCUCAACCUGUCCCUCGAUUCUUCUGAUGUAGAGCGACUGGAAAGAUUCUUUGACUCAGAGGAUGAAGACUUUGAGAUCUUGUCGCUCUGAAAACCCUGGUUUGAGAUGGCCUCCGUGGCCCUCGCUGGGACAUUUUGAGAAUCCGGCCCUGCCUUGGGCGCUAGGUGCCACGGCAUUCCAUCCAUCCAGCCCACCCUGCCAAGUGCUGCGAGCCUGGGCUGCUCUGUCCAGAGGGCUGCCACUCCGCCCGGGGACGGGGACUGCGCUGUCCCGAGCCUUACUGCUUGGAGUCGCGCUUCUCAGCCCAGAACACACGCCGGGGCUCUCCCUCACAUGACGCCGCUAUAGAAGCCCAGUGCAGCAGGUCCGGGCCUCCAGAGUUCUCCACUUGACACUGCCAGCCGCGUGUCAGUGCAUGGGCUUUGGUCCUGCUUUUUCCUAGUGCCAGUGUCUGGUUUGUAUGGAAUUAAAGCCCUGUUUGAAGUUGCUCAACACAGACACGAAUUUCUGGGGCACUUCCCAGGCCAGAGUCUCGAGACGUACAGGUUGGCACGUACGGAGCAAUGGCCACUGUGGCCUCCUGCUGUCCUUGCUGGGCAGGGCAAGCUUCUGGCCUGGCUUCUGCCCGGUGUGGUUUACCAAGGGCUACCUCAAAGGGAGAGCGAGGGGGAAAGAAUUAUAGCAUGACUUCUCCCUGCUUUAGGGAGAAAAGUACUCGAGGCGCACGUGGAGAUCCAAAGACGAGGCCAGCAAGUGUGGAGGCCUGAGCCACUGGGCACCUUCCGGGGAUCCCUUCAGGGUGCAGCUGCAUUGAGAUGCACCGCCGCUGCUGUUUGCUUGUCGCCCAGCUUCCCCUCGGGGAGGGCAGAGCUGCUCUGCCUCUGACACUCAUGGUGGGGCGCGCGCUGCCACCUGAGCCCUCCUCUACACUCUGGCCCCUCUCAGAACUUCUCUCCUGGGUCACUGCAGUUUUAGGUGGUUUGGGCCCCAGGGGUAGAAAUCCUCGAGCAGCUCUGUGGUCCGCGGCAAUGGGGGGCAGCGGGGCUCCUGGAGUUGGCAGGAGAGCUUGCAGGCCCUCCUCGGCACCUGUGACCCGGCUUCCCAGGUGCUCAGGUCCCCCUCUCUAUCCAGGGGGCGUGAACAGGAGGCAGCCGGGAGGGGCGGGGAGAGGCACUGUCUGGAGACCCUCUCUUUAUUCUGCAGACAAGCUGGGCAGGAACUGCCCCCAGCUAGCCCUAGGUGCCCACCGAGUUAGCAGGGGCCACUCUGUCUGCCCAAGUGUUGAUGACAUAAUUUAUUUCCCCAUUCCUCCCUCUCUCCCACAGCUACAGGUGGGUUGGGGUAACAGGCAAGGCUGGGCCAAUGCCCACCCCUGUAGGGUCCUGCUUCCCAGGUCCGGUGGCCACCGUGCUGCUGUGGCCUGGGGUCUUGCGUCAGACGCUGCUGCCGGUGCCAGGAGCGGUCUGGUGGACUGCUACCACCAGAGGUCUCGUGGUUGAAAAUGCUUCCUGGAGAGGUUGUUCAUUCUCAGUAGUAUAGUUUGCGAUUCCUAAUGCAAAUAAUAAGUUUCAGUAGAAAACA